This is a messenger RNA of Aaosphaeria arxii CBS 175.79, 1938 nucleotides long. RefSeq names its product phospholipase D/nuclease. Bases 184 to 1938 code for a protein of 584 amino acids. The record is from RefSeq and is a predicted model, not a curated record. The transcript has 2 exons. Gene Ontology annotation, molecular function: double-stranded DNA binding; single-stranded DNA binding; 3'-tyrosyl-DNA phosphodiesterase activity. Gene Ontology annotation, cellular component: nucleus. Gene Ontology annotation, biological process: double-strand break repair; single strand break repair. NCBI's taxonomy places the organism in Eukaryota, Fungi, Ascomycota, Dothideomycetes, Pleosporales.
CCGUUCCUGCCAUAACGAGUAGGCAACAAGCUAUGGUAAAGCUGCCUACCCUACUGAAGCUCUUUCCUAACCUGACAUCAACUUCAAUUCCACGUCAACAUCCCAACUCCCACCACUAAAUGAUUCAAGACACUACAGCAUCAUUGUGACUGAGCGGGAUCACUCCCAAAGACUUUUCGAAUCAUGGUUCACGAAGGUCCUCCCCGCAAGCGGCAACGCUUGGACUUAGACUCAGACUCAGAACAACAGCCCAUGGUCAAGGACAACGUUAAUGGCCCAAACAAAGACAGUGCAACGAACGACCAGAGCAAAAAAGCGUUGAUACCAUCGCCUGUCCAGCUUACCAAGAUUGGUGACCUUGCGCCCCAUCAAAAUGUCGACACGGUCACUCUACACGACAUUCUCGGCGACCCGAAGCUAAUAGAAUGUUGGAACUUCAAUUAUUUGUUCGACGUCGAUUUUGUGCUUAGGCAUUUCGAUCCUCGGGUGCGGAAUCUCAUCCAGCUCAAGAUUAUCCAUGGGUUCUGGAGGAGAGACGAUGAUAGGAGGCAUCGUCUUUACCAAGCUUCAGAGCGUCACCCCAACGUUGAACUCACCAGUGCAUAUAUGCCAGACCCAUUUGGCACACAUCACUGCAAGAUGUUGAUUCUGUUCCGAAAUGACGGCCAGGCCCAGGUCGUGAUCCACACAGCCAACAUGAUAUCUCGAGAUUGGGCGAAUAUGACACAAGCUGUAUGGAGAUCGCCGCUCCUUCCAUUGCUUUCGAAUGAAAGCGGAGCUUCUCUAGACAAUCAGUCGCAGCUUGAGAUCGGGAGUGGUGAGCGCUUCAAAUCUGAUUUGCUUCGUUAUCUUGGUGCGUACGAGAAUAGGUUGAAAGAGUUGAGGUCGAAGUUGCAAGAAUAUGACUUUUCAUCCAUUCGAGCAGCCUUUAUUGCAUCUACUCCUUCCCGUGGAAAGCCAGAAUCGGCAAGCCCAGCAACUCAAACCUCAUGGGGCUGGCCUGGAGUUCGGGAGAUUCUGUCCACUAUUCCAGUAAUGACGAAGUCCGCCUCAUCGAAGGACACUAACAACACUCCCACGCCGAAUUUGGUUGUUCAGGUGUCGUCGAUAGCAACCCUUGGGCAGGCUCCAACAUGGCUGGAUAAUUUUCGCGACGUCCUCUCCACGUCUCCAAACCCGCCGAAGGUUGCCUCGUUCUCGAACGCAGCGAAGGCAGGCUCUCAUGCCAAACCCAAGUUCAACAUAAUCUUUCCCACUGCUGAGGAGAUACGCCGCUCUCUUGAUGGGUACGGGUCUGGUGCUUCGAUCCACACAAAGAUUCAAAGCAAAGCCCAACAGAAGCAGCUGGAAUACCUUCGCCCGCUCUUCUGCCAUUGGAACAAUUUCAACGAAUUUUCGCAAUCCUCGGCUAUUUCCCAACCGCAGUCAUUGUCAGAAGUGAGGCGAGCAGAGCGUGGGUAUGCCGCCCCUCAUAUCAAAACAUACGUAAGGUUUCACGAUGAAAGCCAGCAAAAGAUCGAUUGGGCAAUGGUUACGUCUGCGAAUCUGUCCAAGCAAGCGUGGGGCGAUAUCACCAACAAGAAAGGGGAGGUGUGGAUCCAGAGUUGGGAAACUGGGGUUAUUGUAUGGCCAGCACUAUUCGGCACCCCCGAUAGUCCAUGCACGUCAAUGAUUCCAGUAUUUGGGAAGGAUACUCCAGAGGUGGAGAGUGUGGAGUCACCCGACCUGAUGCAACCUCCUGGACAAUCUGAAGAUCCUAAACGUGAGAAUAGCCAGGACUUAAAGAAGGAGACCCAAGAAGCGAAGCAGUCUUGUGUGGGGUUCAGAAUGCCUUACGAUCUCCCGCUCAAACAUUAUGGGGAGUCAGAAGAGCCGUGGUGUGCAACUUCGGCAUACACUGAGCCUGAUUGGAAAGAUCAGGUUUGGAAUGGAUACUGA